Molecule: messenger RNA, 3434 nt
Organism: Odocoileus virginianus texanus
Lineage: Eukaryota; Metazoa; Chordata; Mammalia; Artiodactyla; Cervidae
Source: RefSeq, a predicted model, not a curated record
CCGACCCAGGGAUCGAACCCAAGUCUUCUGCAUUGCAGGUGGAUUCUUUACCAUCUGAGCCACCAGGAAAGCCCCUUCUUGGGGCAUCCACCCAUUUUUCAGGCCAACUUCUGGGUCUGGCUGCUCCAGCUGGUUUGGGUCUUAGGAAUGGCCCAGAGCUGUUUUUUUGUUUGUUUGUUUGUUUUAAUUCCCAGGGUCUUGGAUUUGGGUGUGGCCAGGUCCCUGAAGGAAGGGGCUGAUCCCACUGAGGUAGUUGGCCAGCUGUGUGUGAGGCUGGCCCAGACCCCUAAGCCCCAGUCCAGGUUUUUUCCAUGACCCAGCUCUUCCCAGAGAGCUUCCUGAAAACAAGUCCUGAGAGGCACUGACUGUCCUCUGUGCUGCCCCGCUGGCCGGCCCCUUAUAGCCAGUGUGAGGGACGGGAAACAGCUGCUUCAGGACGUAUGCAGAAUCUGACCAGAUGAGUUUUUAAUGAGCCCAAGAAGGGCUUCCAACUCUCGCCUUCCUCUUCUGAAUGUGCACACUCCACCCCUUUGAGCGUCAGUUUCUAAUUUCUUCCAGGGACUGACAUAAACCUCCUCAGGUCUGGAAAGCACCGGCCCCUGCCCUGCCCCCAGAUGCUCUGGUUCCCUCAUCACCAUCCCCUUUUCUUUUGAUGCCCUUCCCGCCCAGCAGGCUGAGGAGGCCUGGCACAGGAGGGCCCCCACAGUCAUUCAUUCCAAAUUUUCAAGGCCACUUGAGGGAGGAGGGAGGAGAGGACCUGUGUGUGUGGCGGGGAGAGGGGGGAGGUUGGGGGAUGGAGAGGAGCAAUUGGGUUUGUUUACUCAUGCAGAGUCCAGAUACACCCUAGAGGCACAGCCAGAGGGGCAGGUUCAGUCCUACCCACCCUCACCCCUCUGGGGGCCUUUUUCAGGGUGUGAAAAAGGUGGCGGCUACUCCGGGAAACAUGGCCAAGUUUGCCCUGAAUCAGAACCUGCCGGACCUGGGCGGCCCUCGCCUGUGCCCCAGCGCGACUGGGGGCGCCCGCAGCCCGAGCUCGCCCUAUUCGGUGGAGACCCCCUACGGCUUCCACCUGGACUUGGACUUCCUCAAGUAUGUGGAGGAGCUGGAGCGCGGCCCCGCCGCCCGCCGCGCUGCGGGGCCGCCGGGCGCACUCUCCCCCGGUGCGCCGUCCGCGCUGAUGCUGCCGCCGCUCUCCCCGCGCGCACCCGUGCGCAACCCGCGCGUCGAGCGCACGCUCCUGGAGACCAGCCGGCGGUUGGAGCUAGCGCAGGCACAAGAGGGCGCGCCCAGCCCGGCCCGCGCGGCCCCGCGCAGCCCGCGCGGGUCUGGCCACAGCAGCCCCGCCCCCAACCCGGCCCUGGCCUCGCCGGGCCCCGCGCAGCUGCAGCUGGUGCGCGAGCAGAUGGCCGCGGCUCUGCGGCGCCUGCGCGAGCUCGAGGAACAAGCGCGCGCGCUGCCGGAGCUGCAGGAGCAGGUUCGCGCGCUGCGCGCCGAGAAGGCGCGGUUGCUGGCCGCGCGCCGGCAGCCGGAGUCCGACGGGGAGGCCGAGGCGCGCCCGGACAAGCUUGCUCAGCUGCGGCGGCUCACCGAGCGCCUGGCCACCUCUGAGCGCGGCGUUCGCACCAGGGCCAGCCCCGGGGCUGACGGCCCGGACGGGUCGGCUUCUAGCCACAGCGAGGGUGCGCCACCGGUCCUCGACCGGGCGCCCCAGACACGGGAGGCAGGUACCCAGAUCGUGCCGGAGACCCAAAAGGUGGGAGUCCAGGCGGUGCCGGAGACCCAGGAGGCCGGCGUGGGGGCAGCUCCUGAGACCCUCGAGGCGGAGGCGUGGGUGACGGAGGCUCUGCUGGGGCUGCCCGCGGCCGCCGAGCGCGAGCUGGAGCUGCUUCGCGCCAGCUUGGAGCAUCAGCGCGGGGUGAGCGAGCUCCUGCGGGGCCGGCUGUGCGAGCUGGAGGAAGCCCGCGAGGCUGCUGAGGAGGCCAAGGCCGAGGCCGCGGCGUCCCGGCCCCAGCCGUGCGAGGCUACCACCCAGACCCCAUGGGAUUAUGUGGAGAAGACCACACAGACCGAUGCUCCAUUGGAGGCCCCGGCCCCGAUGCCGGAGAACCCGCCCGGAUCCACGGAUGGGGAUAGGGCCGUGGCACCCGCGGGCACCCUCAAAUCCAUCAUGAAGAGGAAAGAUGGUACACCUGGUGGCCAAACCAGCCCCGGACCAAAGAGCCUGCAGUUUGUUGGGGUCCUCAAUGGAGAGUACGAGAGCUCAUCCAGCGAGGGCGACAGCGAGGAUGGCGCUGCCGAGCCCACGAGGAGCAGUUCCUCGGGCGACGACAGCGGCGCGGCAUCCGACUCUGAGACCCCUGGCGCUCCCAGCGGCAAGGAGGACCGGGGCGCCGAGCCGGAGGCAGAGCAGGAACCUCAGCCGGGUGCCCAGGGGAGGUGCGAGCUGAGCCCGCGUUUGAGGGAGGCGUGUGCAGCGCUGCAGCGGCAGCUGAGCCGGCCCCGCGGGGUCCCCCGCGACAGUGGUGCGGCGCGCCUGGUGGCCCAGGAGUGGUUUCGGGUGUCGAGCCAGCGGCGCUCUCAAGCGGAGCCCGUGGCCGGGGUGCUGGGCGCGGUGGCGCGCCUGGGGCGGGAGCUGCUGGAGCACGUGGUGAACCUGGCGGAUGGCAACGGGAACACAGCGCUGCACUACAGCGUGUCCCACGGGAACCUGGCCAUCGCGAGCUUGCUGCUGGAUACGGGAGUCUGCAAGAUUGACCACCAGAAUCGAGCUGGCUACUCCGCCCUCAUGUUGGCGGCACUCACCUCUGUGGGGCGAGAGGAGGACAUGGCUGUGGUCCAGAGACUCUUCCACAUGGGCAACGUUAACGCCAAGGCCAGCCAGACGGGACAGACAGCCCUCAUGCUGGCCAUCAGCCACGGCCGUCAGGACAUGGUAGCUGCCCUGCUGGCGUGUGGGGCGGACGUGAAUGUGCAAGAUGCAGAUGGGGCCACGGCGCUGAUGUGCGCCAGCGAGUAUGGGCGCCUGGACACUGUGCGGUUGCUUCUGGCCCAGCCAGGCUGCGACCCUGCCCUCCUGGACAACGAGGGCACCAGUGCCCUGGCCAUUGCCCUGGAGGCUGAGCAGGACGAGGUGGCCGCUCUGCUGCACACCCACCUGAGCUCAGGCCAGCCUGGCCCCCAGCUAUCCCCCGAUUCAUCCACGGCCACGCCUGGUGAAGGAGGCUGCAGUGACAGUGGAGAGGACACCCUGCCCCUGUGACUGGCCUAGCACACUGGACCCAGAUGGGGGGUGGGGGUUCCUGAUCCCUGGGCAGAGGUCUGUAGCCAGAGGCUCAGCUUGAACUGCAAAGGGUGAGCAUGCAGCUGAGGGAGUGACGCAGCCCCUGUCUACCCACUCCUCUAGCUUUCUUCCCUAAUAAAACCUUCCUAACUCA